Messenger RNA from Sycon ciliatum, 7434 nucleotides. RefSeq names its product mucin-19-like. The record is from RefSeq and is a predicted model, not a curated record. Gene Ontology annotation, molecular function: protein binding; calcium ion binding; molecular adaptor activity. The transcript has 16 exons. Bases 274 to 6417 code for a protein of 2047 amino acids. Gene Ontology annotation, cellular component: plasma membrane; presynaptic membrane; cytoplasm. Gene Ontology annotation, biological process: clathrin-dependent synaptic vesicle endocytosis; endosomal transport. NCBI's taxonomy places the organism in Eukaryota, Metazoa, Porifera, Calcarea, Leucosolenida, Sycettidae.
GGUGUGGAGGCUAGGCUGGUCUGUAUCUGCAGUGUAUGGCGUUGGGCGAUGCAUCAUGUGCACGGGGCACGUCGACUUCUUUUUAGUUUCACGUUCGUCCGACGGUUCGUCGAUUCUGAGCAACAGGAUUAAUCUCUCAGUCCUGGUGGCUCAGGAGAUCUACUAUUUCGUGCUCAUGUAGAGCCUUUUGGUUCUGUAAGUCUCAAGGUUCUGCCAGCGUCGUCAAUGCUCACCUUGUCUUGUUCGAGUGGCUCUGUUUGCUAGCGACUAACGAUGCCUAGUGCACCAGCCCCGCCACCCGUGUGGCGGAUUCCUGCAUUGGAAAGGAACCAGAACAUCUCUAUCUUCUACUCGCUUUCACCGGAAGAUGGAUUGCUAGAUGGAGACCAGGCUCGCAACUUCUUUAUUCAAUCGAAACUGCCUAUGCCGGAUCUCAGUCAAAUAUGGAGCCUAGCUGACUUUGACGAAGACGGUUCUCUCAGUCUGCCCGAGUUCCUCAUUGCCAUGCACCUCAUCAAGGUGAAAUUGUCGGGUGCGGAGCUGCCUGAAAGUACCCCGGAAGGCCUCCUCCCACGCCAACUGAGGGCAGACGAGAUACCUGCUAUAUCGGAGGCUGAGAUGAAAGCUUACGUAGCGGCUUUUGAAAAGCUCGACAGCGAAUCCAGUGGCUUUAUACAAGGCGACACUGCGAAACCUUUGUUGAAGCGAUCGUAUCUACCUGUCACACAACUAGCACGUGUCUGGAGUUUGGCUGACAUGGACUUUGAUGGGCAGCUUGCACCUGCAGAGUUUGCUCUCUGCAUGCACUUGAUGCGCUUCUUGAGAAGAGGCGACAUGUUACCGAAUGACGUUGAUGGACCGUCACUCGUGCAGUCGUACGAUCGUUUAUCAGCAGUGGACGAAGAAAAACGCACCGAACCCGCAGCAGUGGAUGCGGCACCAACAGUGGCUGAGCCAAGUCAAAGUGCAGCCGAACCCGCAGCUCCAGGCACCACUGAGAGACGUAGCACGACCAGCAUACCAACACGAGUGAGGAAGUCAGCGUCCAUCCGCGAUCCAUCCUGCUCUGGUGGUGACAGCAGUAGCAACGGCAGCAACGCGAACACGUCUGAGGACGGUGCCAAGAAGGUCUCCGUCAACGAGCGAAGGGUGCCGACAAGGAAAGGAAGUCGCUGGGUCAGCUUCUCAUCCAAGCGUCCAGCUGGCUUCUUGCGCGACAGUAGUGGAGCCGCACCCGUAGCCAGUGACUUGGCAAGUCAAGAAGCAAGUGACGGUAGCAGUGCCAUCUCCUCAGCUGCUGCCUUCUCACCUGUACAACAAACAGACGGCGCUGCGUUUGACAAGGAGAAGCCGCCAGCUGAUGCAUUCUGCCUAACCGACGACAAUCCGUUCACGAACGACUCCUUUGCCAGUUUAACUGCACGUGAAGUGUCUGAGCAGCAGCCCAAGAUGGAUCCUUUUGCGGACGUGACAGCCGGAGAGAAUGACCCGUUUAGCUCUGCGGAUCCAUUUCAAAUGAGUGCGGAUGAUCCGUUUGGAGGUGAUGACAGCAUGUUCGCUGAUCCGUUCAGCUCUACAGCAAAGGCGAUUGGUGAUAUUCCCUCUCCCUUUCCCAGUUCUUCCAAUUUGCCUGCACUUUCUACGACUCCUCAGAGCCUGGAGGCAUUGGAAGAAGAGACUGAGCAGCAGCAGCCUCAGCAGUUGGAUGAUCCGUUUGGCCACAACCUGACUGCCAGUACGACCAGCAGCACCACACUACAGGUUGUGUCCAGCAAUGAUAGCAGUAUGAGCAGCGCAAGCACUGUAGCACCUGCAACCGGCUUUCCUGAUGACCCAUUCGCUGCACAGAUAUCGGCAGCCAGCAUAGGAGGUGAUGGUUUGCCUGCAAGCACUGUAGCACCUGCAACCGGCUUUCCUGAUGACCCAUUCGCUGCACAGAUAUCGGCAACCAGCAUAGGAGGUGAUGGUCUGCCUGCAAGCACUGUAGCACCUGCAACCGGCUUUCCCGAUGACCCAUUUGCUGCACAGAUAUCAGCAACCAACAAAGGAGGCGAUGGAUCGCCAAGCCUCCCUCGCGCUCCUUCUAUUGCAUCGGCAGCAUCUGUUGAAGCAGCCAAACCAUCUGGCACAGGAGCAGCAACUAUUGGGUUCAGCGACCCGUUCACUGCAAGUGCUCCUGAAACAGCAGCAGUGAAAUCGUCGGCCGCUGCAGACCCUGUCAAGGCCAGUGAGCACACUGAGCAGUCUUUGUUUGAUGAUCCGUUUCGCAGCUCAGCGGGUGCAGCAGGAGAGACUAAACCCGGUGAGUUUGAUGCUUUCGGUGCUGGCACUGCAUCCACAAAGCCAGUGGCGUUUGAUGAUGCGUUUGGCUUUACAGGUGGUUCCAGCUCGACCACAGCAGCUAGUGGAUUUGAUGAUGCCUUUGGCAAGCUUAGUCUAGAACCGUCAGCAGCAACCUCGGGGAAACCGAGCGGAUUUGAGGAUGCGUUCGGAGUGCUUGACACUCCGGCUGAUGGUGGAAGCGAGAAACCGGUUCAGUCUGGUGGCUUCGCCGAUGCAUUCGGCAUGGCAGAUGCCAGCCCAGCCAGUACUGCAGUACCUGCUCCAGCUGCUCCGUUGGAAGGAAUGGCAGACGCUGGUAGCGAUUCCAAUUUUGAUCAACCUAGAGAUACUGCCGAGGAGCAUCCUAACACAGCUGCUCCACUGGAUAGUGACAGGCUUAAAGAAUCAGUAGCAACUGGCUUUGGGGGCAAUGCACCACACGGAGAUCUGUUUGCUGGCCAGGACGCCUUCACAACAUCAGCUCCGUUCAAUGAUGCUUUCACUGGCAAAGACAAUACUGCAGCUACCAGCAUGUCAUCUUCUGUUGGCCAACCCACCAUGGUCAACGAUCCCUUUGCUUCUUCGCAAGGUACCGUCGCAUCAAGCAGCGAUGCAGUCGCUGCAUUUGGAGAUUCUUUUGCCAACUUUCCAAGUCAGUCUCAGGCCGAGGCGCAUAGUGUGUCUGCAUUGCCUACAGCGCCUGCUGCUGCUGCUGCUGCUUCCACGGACACUGAUCCAGUAUUGCAACCAGCAUUGCUGACACCAACCCCUGUUGGCGCUCCUGCCUCAAGCACACCGGGUAGCACUGUGGACACAACCCAUGUCAGUGACCAGCAAACAGCAGCAGAAGUGUCGGACAAGUAUGCUGCAUUCUCGAGCGUACCUGCUGACAAAACGAGCAAUCAGACUGCUAUGCCACCUAGUGUGGCAAGCUCUGAUGCAAGCACACUUGCUACUGCUGUUACUGCCGCUUUAGCUGCUGCUCCUGCAACAGUCGAAGCAGCCACUGCGCCAAGCAGCAAGGCCAUCCCACCGCCAGUACCACCAACACAACGGAGCACUGCUACUACGCCAGCCAAGGUACGGCAGCCAGGAGUAGCCGAAGCAGCCAACACUGCUGUUGGCAGUGCUACUUCAGGCACAGCUGCUGUGCCUGCGGCGGACAAACCACUGGGCUUUAAUGAUGGAUUUAGCGGCUCAUUUGAACCAUUUGGAUCCUCAUUUUCAUCAGGAACGACAGCAAAAAGCAGUGAUGCCACUCCUCCACCAGUUGCAGCAGGGGGAGCCAGCACACUGCAAGCAAGUUCUCCGGUCAUUCCUCCUGCAUCUGCUGCUUCUGCCAUUUCUGCUACCACUUCCAACCAUCCACCAGCAGUGAAUGUCCAUGCUCCACAGAGCAUGCUGAAAUUUGAUGAUCUCUUUGCAUCGAAAUCUCCCGUUCCCACUCAAACCCCAGAUAGCAGGAAGAGUAUUGAUAGUGCAUUUGGAAUCUCGAGCAAUGCCACUCAGGCAGCUGACUCAUCGUUUGGAUUUGGCGACUCAUUUAGUGCCAGUCCUGCUCCUGCUCCUGUUCCUGUACAGUCAGCAGCUAAGACUACUGACAGCAGCUCAUCAGAAAAGCAGCCAUCCGCAGCAGCAGCAACAGCAGCGCCCCAACAGUUUGGUUUUGGCGAUGCCUUUGGUGCGGCUUCAUCCACAGCUGCCAGUCAACAGUCUGGAUUCGAUGGUGCUUUCAGUACACCCUCAUCCACAGCAAGUCUUCAAGCUGCUGCUGUUGCCAACACUUCGGCACAAAAAAGUACUACUUCUGGCUUUGAUGAUGCGUUUGGACUUCCUGACCAACAUGCACCUCUGAAAAGCAGCAGUACUGGCCCAGGAUCAUCAUUCAACCCCCUAGAUAAUGCCUUUGGAGCAUCAUCUACAACACAGCAGCAGUCUUCCAAUCAGACGUCUGGCAGCAGCAAUGUGGAUCCAUUUGGACUAACGUCGUUCUCUCCCAGUCCAGCCAAGACUGAUGGUGCACCAAACGUUGUCAGCUCUGCAUUUGGAGACUCGUUCUCCCCGUCCACAGCUGCCACAACUGAUGCAUUUGGUGGUGCACCGUUUGGAAGCGCUGCUGGAUCAGGACAAGCUCCAAACAAGCCUAGUUUUGAUCCCUUUGGAAGUUCUUUUGGUAAUCCAUUGAGCAGCCAGGUGCCUGCAGCCAAACCAUCGCCUCCAAUACCGCCUUCAUCCCGGGACAACUUGAAGCAGACAGCUAACAGAAGUUCAUCUAUGCCGCCUGAUCAGACGGGAGGGUUUUCUUCCUCUUUGGUCACCUCUUCUCUGCCCAGCACACAAACUGGAGAGUUUGCACAGCCUCAGCAGCAACAACAACAACCAGCUGCAGUUGAUGCUUUCUCGGCUUUCAACACAACAAGCCAACAAGCUCUAGCUCCACCAGCACAUAUGCAGGUUACUGCCUCUGCUUCCGCCCCACUAGCACCACGGGCUGCGGCAGCUCCAGUGGCAUUCACAUCUACUGCAUUCCCUCCGAUCACAGCAGCAACAACUGCAUCAGCCCCCGCGGCACAACCCGCAGGGGCUCCUGGACCGUUCGGCACAGCCCCCUUUGCACCAUCGACAGCAGUUCCACAAGCAGGUGCUACAGGUACCGGUGGAUUUGGAGAUCAGUUCCAGCCUGCCGCCACGUCAGGGCAGCCGUUUGGGCAAGGGUUUAUGCCUCAGCAGCAGCCCCAUGCAUCAGGUCCGCAACAGGCAGCAGCGAAAAAAGAUUCUGGACAGCUCACGGCGGGAACGACUGUUGCAGAUGGGGGCAAGUCCAGGCCAUCUAAAGAAGACAAACAGAAGCAAGUUGAGGAGAUUCAGAAAUCCCUGGUGUUGGACAUUGACAAGGAAUGGGCCGAUCUUCUGAACAGCACGUCGCCUGCUCUCAAGCACAAAACCACUGGAGCACCAGCCGGAUCACCAGCGAAAGUAACUCAACAGCCGCGGACAAGCAGCCCCUCGCUGUCCCAACUCCGGGCCAAGCAAACAACAGCAGCAGCAGCAGCAGCUGCCAGCUCAGAUCAACAACCCAGUGCACCACAACCCACAGCCAUGGCCCCUGCUGCUGCUGCUGCGGCCACUGGUGCCAUCAGUCAGGCUGGUCAAGGGUCUGGUCCAUGUCUUGCCAGAGUCCAACAACCUGUUACGGGAGAUUACUCAGCUUUGCAACAUGCGCAACAACCCUCACAGCAAGCCACGGCAGGUAUCUUACAGCCAACCACAGUGGCCACCGGAUCACCCAGUUUGAGUUCUAAGAGCGAGGAUGUCCUGCAGAAAACGAUCAGCACAGUGGAAGAGCUGGAGUUCAUACCAAAGACCAAGCCGGCGGACACGGACACGCCAGCACAGGCAGCUGCUCCAGGGAUCAGCGCUGAGCAAGCAGAACAGGCCAGGCUGGAGCGUAUUAGAAGCAGGAGGACGAAAAUCGAAGCCGUACCAGACUUUGACAAACGCCAGGCUCAAAUGGAAGAGAAGCGAUUGCAAAAGGAGAAGGAAUUCAUCCGCAAGCAAGAAGAAGAAAAGCGCAAGCAAGAAGAGGCUAGCAUUGGAUCAGGCAUAUCAGCACGCCGGGGAUCGCAGCUGGCCAGCAAGUGGGAACAGAAGGCCGGGCAGUCAUCACACUUUUCCACGAAACCGGUGUCAACGUCCCAAGAGAGUGAGAAGGCAUUGGAGCGGAGAAAGAAAGAGGAAGAGGAAGUCCGACGUCGCCAGGCAGAGUUCGAGAAGGAGAGAGAGCAGCGCGAAGUGGACUCCCAGCGUGCUCAGCAAGCCAAAGAUGACGCCCUGAAAAAGAAGGCUGAGAGAGAGAAGGAAGAGGCAAUGGCUGCCAGAGAAGCAUCCGCCAAAGCAUUGGCUGGCGCUACUACUUCUUCUAGCUCAAUGGGAUCUGCACCUGUGAGCGUCAAGGACGCAGCGUCAGCCUAUUCCACUGGUCCAACUUUCAGCCAGCCUAGCAGCAGCCCUGAGAAGGGCGCAGCACCCAAGCGGAUGACCAAGCAGAAUUCACUGGCAGCGCAGUGGGAGCAGAAGUUUGGAGGUGCAAAGUAGCUGAUCGUUGGCUGAGUUGAAAUAUUCAUCUCCUACUAGAAAAUCAGGGGAAAAACACGAAUCAUAGAUCUAUGGACUGCACUUCAUUUUACAAGUUGUGCAUGCAUGCUAUUAUGCCAAUACUUAUGUGGUCAUAAUCCGCUGGAGCCUACUGCAUGCUGGACUUGGGGACGUGUGUCCAUGUGGCAAGCCGUGCAUUGGUGGUAUGGGCUUUUUUGCACGCAAGCAGUCGGUCAAGACUCCAUCUCUGGAUACCUGGCAAGCACUUAUAUAAUGUGUGACUCCAUCUCUAGAUACCUGGCAAGCACUUAUAUAAUGUAGUACUUACGUGUACGUGUAUUUUUGUAGUAGGUAUGUACGCCUCAUUUACCACGCAUUUAUGGGGUGUCUACGUGUCUUUUGGUGAAUACUGCUGGCUCAGUUACAUUAUGAAAUCAUGUCAUUGACAUGAUUUCAUCUCUAAUUUGAUCUCCGUUUUAUCUUCUUUUUUUUUAAAUGAUUUCAUCGAUAUUCCAGUACAGUGUAAUAAUGUACAUGUAUAAUUAUUGAGUACCUAAUUAUAGGUAGAUUAGUUCGAAGCUUUUCAAGGUGUAUGGUAGAGGUUUUAACAAACAUUCUAUACAAUCAUAAUACAUGCACAUGAAGUUGUAAUCGGAACUACAUGUAUUAGUAAUCCUAAUGAACGCUUUUCACAAUCACCUCAGCAAACGAGAUGAUAGUCGCUACUCGCUAGGGUGUUCCUGGUGAUGGGAACGACGCCAUAAAACUCCAUGAAAAAUCGCGCCGGUUUUUAGAUCUCCAUGAAAGUGGCUUUCAGCAGAUGGCGAUGCUGGUAGGCAGCUGCAUGUACUUUCACUUGGAAAUGACUUUUCUCUCCUUCUUUUUUUUUUUUUUUAAUUUCGGCCAGUCGGCUACUAUCAUUUUCGUCUUGGGGGCUAGACAAGGGGAAGUAGCCAUGUCGGGGCCUGAGCCCGUUCUCUCCUUCAGUUUGUGUCUAUUGUCGAGCCACCACACUCA